Molecule: messenger RNA, 1197 nt
Organism: Closterium sp. Naga37s-1
Lineage: Eukaryota; Viridiplantae; Streptophyta; Zygnematophyceae; Desmidiales; Closteriaceae
Source: the annotation of a GenBank genome assembly
AUGGGCCAGAAGCUUCCGCGAAAGGGGUCGAACGAGCUGACCGAUUCGCUGCUCCUGGCGGCGUGGCUGGCGGCUGUAGCUCCCGCUACAGCCGACCGGCCCUCAAUCUUAUCCGAUCCUUCGUUAUUGUCACCCUACGCUACAGUCAACUACUUCGCGUUCGGAUCGAAUCUCAACCUGGAUCUGCUACUGAAGAGGUCAACGGGAGUCAACGCGCCUUUAGCAGAGAUUCUGGGUUCGGCUGUAGCAGAGGAGGAUCCGUUUGUAGCAGAGCCGGCGGUGGUGUACCACCAUCGCCUGGCGUUCAACAUCCGCGUGCUGCCGCCGUUUGAACCGGCUGUAGCGGCAAUUGAGCCUGUCGCAAGGUCAAGACCGGCUGUAGCGGCAAAUAGGCGGGAUAGAGUCGGGGGGAUCAGACCAGCUGUAACGGGAAGUGAAACGGCUGUAGCGCAAAGCAGGGCGGCUGUAGCUGAGGCCGGUUCUGCUUUAGCGCGAAACGGGGCGGCUGUAGCGGGGAUGGAGGGUAGCGAGGGAAGUCCGAGUGUGCAUGGGCUGGUGGUGCAGAUGCGACGAAUCGACUACGAACGGCUCAUGUGGUCAGAGGGCAUUUCUCGCAACGAGCAGCGGCCCUAUAUAGAGCACCUCGUUACAGCACAUACUUACUCUGGCAGUACUGUACAGGCCCUUACUCUCCGCGCCAAUCCCAACAGCCCCUCGUUCCUCCCCCCUCGCAAGGAGCUGCCCCCCUCUGCUCGCUACCGCGGGUUGUUGCUCAAAGGCGCGAGGAAAGCGGUGGUGCUGGUGGUGAUGGUGGGUGGUGAUGGGGGUGGUGAUGGUGGUGGUGAUGUUGGUGAUGGUGGUGGUGGUGGCAGUGGUGGUGGUGGCAGUGGUGGUGGUGGCAGUGGUGGUGGUGGCAGUGGUGGUGGUGGCAGUGGUGGUGGUGGCAGUGGUGGUGGGGAUGAUAUGGUCACCAGAAGCUUACUCCCGACUCCCUGCCAAGGAGCAAGGAGAGCGGGUGGUGGUGACGGUGGUGAUGGUGAUGGUGGUGAUGGUGGUGAUGAUGGUGGUGGUGGUGAUGGUGGUGGUGGUGGCAGUGGUGAUGGUGGUGGUGGUGAUGGUGGUGGUGGUGAUGGUGGGAAUAGCAUGGUAACAGAGCAAGGAGAGCGGGGUUGCGGAGAGAGUAUGGGGAGGAAAUGA